AUGGGGGUGUGCCGGUCCGGGAGACGCCCUUGCCCACCGCGCGGGCAUAUCGGAACUGAGGAGAAGGAGGCGGUUAUCGCCUAUUUGGACCGGGUAAUAGCAUCGGGGACGCUAGGCGCCUACCAGGGCGAAGAGGAGGAGGCCUAUUGCGCCCAGUUUGCUGAAUACCUGGGGGGAGGGUACGCGGACGCGGUCAGUUCUGGUUCGACGGCCAUCUACGUGGCGUUGAAGGCCUUGCAGUUGGAGGCGUUCAGCGAAGUCAUCAUCGGCCCCUUCACCGACCCGGGCGGCAUGAUGCCGAUCCCUCUGCAGAACAUGGUCCCGAUGAUCGCCGACUCGGCGCCGGGCAGCUACAACACCGGGCCGGAGCAGAUCGAGGAGUUGAUAUCAGACCGCACAAGCGCGGUUGUCGUACCUCAUAUUGCCGGCGAGCCGGCCGACAUGGGCGGCAUUAUGGAGGUGGCACGGCGGCACGGCAUUCCGGUGAUCGAAGAUUGCGCCCAGGCGCACGGUACCCGGUCAGGGGCAGUUGCUGGGAGCUUCGGUGACAUCUCAGCCUUUUCCACGAUGUCGGGGAAACACCAUAGCUCGGGCGGGCAGGGCGGAAUGGUCUUCACGCGGGACGAGCGCUCUACCAAUCGGUUCGGCGGAUGGCCGACCGCGGCAAGCCCCAUUUUUGCCGGAAGGCGCCACCAACAUCGAAGCGACGCUGAACUUCAACCAGACCGACGUGGCGGCGGUGGUGGGGCAGGUGCAGUUGCGCAAACUGCCGGAGAUGGUCGAGCGUAG
Geodia barretti is the source of this 789-nucleotide messenger RNA. NCBI's taxonomy places the organism in Eukaryota, Metazoa, Porifera, Demospongiae, Tetractinellida, Geodiidae. The record is from the annotation of a GenBank genome assembly.